AUGGAUCCAAGGAUUGCUUGGUUUCCACCGGAACAUCUAGGAUUAGCGCAUGAUUUAUGGACGCGAGUCUGGGAAACACAAUACAAUUUGGAAACUAUGCUUAAGGGAUCAACUUCAGACCAAAAACCACAAGAAUUUAUUCCUCUAGACGGGCUGACGGACACGACCACUUUACAUAAUGAGCAGUUACUGUUACAAAAAAGAAAGCGAGGUGAUAAUCGGGCAUGUACAUUUGGACUGAAUUUUUCAGUAAAUAAAAACAUUUUAAAAAAUGGGGGUCUUACACCAUGGAAGAGACCCGACAAAAAACUUGGUCGCGGAGUUCUUGGAUUGCAUGAAGAGAUAAUAGAUUUCUAUGAGUACAUGUCACCACAGCCUGAAGAGGUAGAAAUGCGAAAUGCUGUUGUAGAGCGACUUAGAUCUGUGAUAGGAGACCUUUGGCCUGAUGCAAGGGUUGAAAUAUUUGGAAGCUUUAGAACUAACCUGUAUUUACCUACGAGUGACAUUGACCUGGUGGUAUUCGGAAAAUGGGACUCCCAGCCCCUGUUUACAUUGCAAGAGGCAUUACUGAAAAGAAAGUUGGCAGAUGCCUCAUCAAUUAAAGUAUUGGACAAAGCAUCAGUGCCUAUAGUCAAGCUGACUGAUAUAGAGAGUGAAGUGAAAGUUGAUGUGAGUUUUAAUAUGGACAGCAAUCAAAAUUAUGGUGUAGAAAGUGCCCAACUCAUUAAGGCAUACAUGGAGAAAUAUGUCUGCUUGAAGUAUUUAGUGCUUGUCUUGAAGCAGUUCCUACUGGAAAGAGAUCUCAAUGAAGUGUUCACUGGUGGCAUCUCCUCAUACAGCCUCACCCUUCUGGCUAUUAGUUUCCUCCAGCUUCAUCCACGUGAAGAUGCAACAAAACCAGACGCAAACUUUGGUGUUCUGUUAAUUGAAUUCUUUGAACUGUAUGGGAGGAAUUUCAAUUAUCUGAAAACAGCAAUUCGUAUCAAGGAUGACGGAGCUUACCUUCCAAAGGAGGAGGUUUCUAAAGAAAUGGAGAAUGGGUACAGGCCGUCACUUUUGUGUAUAGAGGAUCCCUUGAAAGCUGGAAAUGACAUUGGGCGCAGCUCUUACGGGGCCAUGUCAGUAAAGCACGCUUUUGAGUAUGCAUAUCUUGUGUUAAAUCAUGCGGUUGCACCUCACAAUUUACACCUGACAACAAAAACUCAGAGCGUAUUAGGAAGAAUAGUUAGAGUGACAGAUGAGGUUGUCAAAUACCGCCAGUGGGUGAAGGCAAAAUUUACAAAACAGGCAGACCAUGAAAAUAUUAAUGCCACUCCAAUGGAGCCAGUAAAAUCCUUAGUUUUGCAACCCAGACCUUCACCACAGUCAACACCCACACCACCAGCUCCUCCAGAGGUGACCAGUAGGAAACAUAUUUCACACCAUCGUCAAGGAGCUACAUAUGCUGCUGUUGUCUCCAAUGGUACCUCUAUCAGUGGCUCUGGAGACAAAAGAAGUUCACGUGGUGUGGGUACUCAAGAUGGUAAUGUGGAAAGUGAGACCAGUGAUUCAUGUGGCAACAGCUCAGGCUACAAGUCAUCUUCAAGCUCUCAGGCCAGUUCAGAGGGAACGCCAAGUGAUUCGGAAUGUGAAUGUGGUGCUGAGAACAGCCAGCCUCGUCAGCAGCUUUCUGCCACUCAGCACAAUGGAGGUAUUGUGACAUGUAACAAAAAUGGGUGGUCAGGGGCAUAUCAUAAUGGUCACAUUUCAAACCGAGAAUUUGUGAGAAAUAAAGAAGCUCUCAGGGGCAGUUCCAGCGGUAGCAAACCAACACGUGAUACAAGCAAUAGCAGCAUAUCUUCAGCCUGUUCCUACAAAGACAGCGGUAAUAACACUGUCACAUAUGCAUCCACUGUCUACCCCACACACACAGGUUUUUCUGGUUACAGUGGGGAGUCUGUUUCCACUUACUAUGCCCCCCAUGGUCACCAGUACCAGCACAUGUCUUCUAAUCCUGGACAUUCUCGAGAUAGCAGAGACCAUUAUGUUACUUCAUAUAGCAGUGUGGCCACUAGCAAUAUAGGUCAGCCACAACAUGUUCACCAGCGGCCACCGCCAGCGCCUUUCUCAAACGUUCACAAUGGCACAAGAUCAGCUAACAUCAAGGUCUUUAAUCGGAGCUCAGCUGUAAGCAAGCAGAAACGAAAAAAUGGCAGGCAGGAUCAUUCUCAGAACAGAGAGGCUAACAACUCUAGGUGA
This is a messenger RNA of Candidula unifasciata, 2238 nucleotides long. Lineage: Eukaryota; Metazoa; Mollusca; Gastropoda; Stylommatophora; Geomitridae. The record is from the annotation of a GenBank genome assembly.